AUGUUUCAGCUGUAUCCUGUAUCCCAGUGCUUUGUUCUAACCAGAGCUUCUUGCGUCAUCAGAACUAUCAAUGCACAAAAAUCAGAGUUCAAUGAAGACCAAGCAACAUGCUGUCAAAUUUCCAUCAGGAAGAAGAACUAUGACAAAGAAGAGGAUCAGGAAUGGCUGAUUCUGUGCUCUACUGAGUAUCUGUCUGGCUAUUACUGGGCACUGUUUGAUGGUCAUGGUGGUCCAGAAGCGGCAAUUAUGGCUUCCAACUACCUGCACUAUUGUAUCAAGCAGAAACUAGAGGCUGUGGUGGGGGGCAUUACUGAAGACCGUCCCCCAAUGCACCUCAAUGGACAGUGUGUUUGCCAAAGUGACCCACACUUUGUGGAAGAAAAGCAAAUCCAUCAGGAAGAUGUUGUCAUUGGAGCUUUGGAGCAAGCCUUUCAGGAAUGUGAUGAAAUAAUUGGUCAGGAGAUGGAAGCUGCCAACCAAUCAGGAGGCUGCACAGCCCUAGUUGCACUUUAUCUUCAGGGAAAGCUUUAUGUGGCAAAUGCGGGUGACAGCAGGGCACUUCUUGUUAGAAAACACAGCAUUGUUCCUUUAAGUACUGAAUUCACUCCUGAGACAGAGAGGCAAAGAAUCCAGCACCUGGCUUUCAUAUACCCAAAGCUACUAGCUGACGAAUUCACCCGGUUCGAAUUUCCAAGGAGAUUGAAAGGAGAUGAUGUGGGUCAGAAAGUUUUGUACCGGGAUUACUCUAUGCAAGGCUGGGGAUACAAGACAGUAGAGAAAGAGGACCUUAAGUACCCUCUUAUCCAUGGACAUGGAAAACAGGCUCGGUUGCUUGGUACCCUGGCUGUGUCACGAGGCCUGGGAGAUCAUCAGUUGAAAGUCAUUGAAACGGAUGUUGAAGUGAAGCCUUUCCUCUCCUGUAUUCCCAAGGUGGAAAUGUAUGACUUGACUACACAAAAUAUUAAGGAAGAUGAUGUCCUCAUUAUGGCAACUGAUGGACUUUGGGAUGUUCUGUCCAAUGAAGAUGUGGCCCAAAUGGUCAGGAGUUUUCUUGAAGACAACAAAACUGACCCACACAGGUUUUCGGAACUGGCCAAGUGUUUGGUGUGGAAAGCAAGGGGAAGGAAAGAUGGAUACUACUGGACUCUGGCCAACAACGCCUCCGCUUCCUAUGAUGAUAUUUCAGUAUUUGUAAUUCCACUGCACAACAAGGAUGAAAACUAGGGUCUGUUUCUAAGGAAAAAGGACUCCACUGCAUUUUGGCCAUUAUAGCUGUUGCUGAGAUGGUAUCCACAGCGCUUUAAAAACUUUUAUCUUCAAUCAAUGAGGGCGGAACUGGGAAGUGCCAUGGAUAGUUUCAGAUGCCACAACUCAUGGCAGAUGUCAAUUUCCAUCACCUAAAAACUUUUCCAGCAGAUAACUGUGCUUGAGAUGCCUUGCUGUUGUAUAGAAAACAGGACAUUUUGAUAUAAUGGCCUAUCUUGUACACUAUGAAAAGGGUACUACUAUUAAUUGUCAUGGAGAAUCAUGUAGUCUACCAAUGUUCUCCUUUACUUAUUUAAAAUACUUGUAACCUUCCUCUCCCUUUAUUUACUUAAUUUAUAUCCUGCCUCUCUGGGUAGAUAAAGCAGCUUAAAAUUCAUCACUAAAUAAAAAAGUUAGAAUCUCAGAAAAUUCAUGCAGCUCAAAUCCUAUUAAAUGCUCUAGGAAAAUAGAAUGGCCUUACAAAAAUGGUGCACUUCUCCAGGAAAGAAAUGGGCUUUACUGGAAGCCAAGUGAGCUAUCUCAGUAGGUAUGACCAGAGGGACACAUGGAGACUGUCCUUCAGCUGUGCAAGACUCUGACAGUGAAAUGCACUUGAAGUUACUCUGGAAGCCAGUGUAGUUGUUCUAAAGUAAGUGAGAUAUUAGUCUCAGCUAGCCUGUGACAACUUGUGCUACUGCAUUCUGAACCAGUUGAAGUUUCUAGGUUGUCUUCAAUAACAGUCCAACCAUGUGGUUACAAAAGCAUAAAGGAACCUCCAUAUCCAGAGACAGUAAACCUCUGAACACCAGUUCUUGGAGGGCCUUUUAGCUGUGGCACCCAACAUGUCACACUCCCUCCCCCAGGCAAGUGAAGUUUUUUUCAGCUGGGCUUUCUUCAGUGACCCUUCCUUCCUGCCUUCUGUUUUAAUU
Gekko japonicus is the source of this 2174-nucleotide messenger RNA. RefSeq names its product protein phosphatase, Mg2+/Mn2+ dependent 1M (gene PPM1M). Gene Ontology annotation, molecular function: protein serine/threonine phosphatase activity. The record is from RefSeq and is a predicted model, not a curated record. The coding region runs from base 1 to 1224 and encodes 407 amino acids. Lineage: Eukaryota; Metazoa; Chordata; Lepidosauria; Squamata; Gekkonidae. The transcript is spliced from 9 exons. Gene Ontology annotation, biological process: protein dephosphorylation.